Physeter macrocephalus (sperm whale) is the source of this 1621-nucleotide messenger RNA. It is a transcript of the gene LAMTOR3, whose product is annotated as late endosomal/lysosomal adaptor, MAPK and MTOR activator 3. The coding region runs from base 132 to 446 and encodes 104 amino acids. The transcript is spliced from 7 exons. Gene Ontology annotation, biological process: positive regulation of TOR signaling; cellular response to amino acid stimulus. Gene Ontology annotation, cellular component: Ragulator complex. The record is from RefSeq and is a predicted model, not a curated record. Lineage: Eukaryota; Metazoa; Chordata; Mammalia; Artiodactyla; Physeteridae.
UACAAAUCACGUGACAGCGGCUUUCAGAGGAACCUGUGUCAGAAGCUGUCCUCUGAAGUGACAGCUCAGGGAACCGGGCAGCCCAGAAACCCAGGCGUGGAGACUGAUCCUGCGAGAGGAAGGGGUUCAUCAUGGCGGAUGACCUCAAACGAUUCCUGUACAAAAAAUUACCAAGUGUUGAGGGUCUCCAUGCUAUUGUUGUGUCAGAUAGAGAUGGAGUGCCUGUCAUUAAAGUGGCCAAUGAUAAUGCUCCAGAGCAUGCUUUGAGACCUGGUUUCUUGUCUACUUUUGCCCUUGCAACAGACCAAGGGAGCAAACUUGGCCUUUCAAAAAAUAAAAGUAUCAUCUGUUACUAUAACACCUACCAGGUGGUUCAAUUCAAUCGUUUACCUUUGGUGGUGAGUUUCAUAGCCAGCAGCAAUGCUAAUACAGGUGGAAGAACUUGAGGACAAACUGGGAAGCUGUACUUUCUAAAGAGGAUAGUAAGAUCUCAUUAUAUCCAGUAGCCUUCACUGUCUAUUUUCAUGUAAAAUAAUGACAGUAUUCAGUUGAAUGGUCAUUUUUUUCCUCUUUUGGUUAAAGUGGAAUUUUUUAAAGGUGUGUCUCCUUCAGAUUUCACCACUGUUAGAACUGUUAUACAUUCCUUUUCUGUUUUUUCUUCUUUCCAAGCUCUUUGAGCCCGCUUUGUUUCCAGCUAUGUCACUGAAGCCUGUAUUUAGAUUCCUCGUCUUUAAAAUGAGGGGUUUAGAUAUGAUGAUCUAUUGGGUCUCUUCCAUUUCUUAAUGUUUUGAAGCUAUAAAAUAUCAUAUGUGAAAACACUUUAUAAAUUGUAUAGGAUAGUAGUGGUGUCGAUAUUUUAAGUAUAUUAAACCUCAGUUCUGAUCAAUCAGUCGUGAUAAAAUCAUCAGUUGUUACAAAUUAUGAUAAUAUGCAGAACUGUAUUUUAGUAUUGAUACUUAGAACAUUUCCUUGAGAAUCCCAGAUGCUUUUAAUGCUCUGUGAGACAGAGGAAGAUCUUUAUUUUAGCAUAAAACAAGCAGUAUUUAAGAUAUAUAUAGCCUUCUACUCUGGUAAACUAAGGAGAAGCUAAUUUCUAGACUAGUUUGUUUCUUUCAGUGUAUGUUUUAUACUCCUACCAAGCAUCUUUAAAAUUAUUGUUUUCAUUUGAAAUACCAUUUAUAUCUUAGCUUUAUUGAAUUUAUAUAAUAAAUAUUUGAUUAUUCCUUUGCUAUCUACCUAUCUUGAUAAAGUUCAUUAAAAUUGGCUCAGGAAAAAAGUGUACCUUUUUUUAGUAAAAAUCAUGUGUAUUAUUCCUGAAUCAGUGCAGAUUUUGAAAUAAUAAGGUAUAAAUUAAAGUUUUCCUUUCAAAACUAACAAAAUUAUAGCACAUAUAUAAUUCAUUUUACAUCUUCUAAUACAUAUAAAUAUUUUCAUUUAUUUAUGUUAAUAGAUGAUACAAAUAAACUUCAUAAUGAAUAUGGGUUUUUGAUUAUUUAGAAUUACAAUAUUUUGUUUUAAGUAUGUUUUAGUAAUGGAGAAUGAAUUAUGUCUCAUUUACUUUUUUAGUAUUAUACAUUUUGAUAAACAUUUUUCUAAUGUUCAAAUUUUCUUAAUCUCUUUG